Molecule: messenger RNA, 1266 nt
Organism: Epithele typhae
Lineage: Eukaryota; Fungi; Basidiomycota; Agaricomycetes; Polyporales; Epitheliaceae
Product: protein serine/threonine phosphatase 2C
Exons: 4
Coding region: 1-1266 (421 amino acids)
Biological process (GO): protein dephosphorylation
Molecular function (GO): cation binding; protein serine/threonine phosphatase activity
Source: RefSeq, a predicted model, not a curated record
AUGUCCAGCCUCGACGAGCUCCGCAAGAGACUGGCUAGGUACUACUCAUGCAGCAACGUCGCCUUCAGCCGCGGCGUCCGGGUCCACUCUGCCACCUUUCAGCCCCUCGCGAGCAGGCAAAACCAAGAUCGUCUGGUAGUGCAGCGAUACCAUAUACGCGGGCAGGAGUGGCUGGUACUUGCGGUCUGUGAUGGCCAUGGAGGAGCGAGCACGGCCCGUCACACGGCCUCGCACCUCCCAAACCGCCUACGCGCCACUAUAGAGCGUACGCUAUCGGUGGGGUGGCGCGGCAAGCUCGAUCGCGAGAACAUGCUCAAGAAAUCCGCGAAUGUCACUGCGGAACUGCGACGUUGUGUGAGGGAGUUCGACCGCGAGCUCGGCGAGGUUGUACGCACCGUUUGUCCGGACCCCACAGCACUCACAGAGAACCAAACUCGUGGGAUUGUCCUGGAAUACGGCGACGUACUGUGGCGCGCCUGCGCAGGGACCACCUUGGCAGCUACCAUAGUGAAUGUCGACUACCGGCUCAUGUGGGCCAUUAAUGUCGGCGACUCGACCGUGGCUCUGUCUACUGCCGACGCCAAUGGAAAACGCUGGGUGCAUGAGCCCUGCGCCUUGCAUGUGUUGACAAAUCCUCGGGAACGCAAGAGAAUUCUUCGCAAGCACCCCGGGGAGCCUCAUGUCAUCCGUGGCGGCCGAAUAUUGAGCGAUCUUUCAAUGUCACGGAGUAUAGGUGAUUACGCCUAUAAACUUGACGCCAGUUACUCUACAAACCUGUUUCGCCACCUCACCAUGUAUGGAAUACCACCUCUCAGUCGGAAGAUUACGAAGAACAUCCUCACUCCCCCCUACAUAACCGCCGACCCAUCGGUCCGGUUUAUUGAUCUACAACCAAUUUGGGAUCAACAUCCCGUGAUCAUGGUGUACUCCAAUGGUAUCGACAAUCUCGUGCGCGGCUGCUCGUACCUCCAUCCGCAUCGACCUACGGACAUCGUCGCUUCACGGGCAAUAUCCGUACUACUUCAAGACGAAGUCGACGAAUCGGUGGGCGAUGUCUUGGGGCACGAGGUUGAUCCACAUUGGAGUGGUGCGAUCGGCAAUCGAGCGGUCGACGUUCUCGGGAACCUGGCGGCCGGGACCAGCGUCCAGAAACUACAGCUGCUCAUGCACCAACCUCUACUAUCGGACCGUUCUACAUCUCCCAGGCUCUAUGUAGAUGAUACAACUCUGGUCUUGUGCUUCUUACGGACAGAUACCCCUUCAUAG